Salarias fasciatus (jewelled blenny) is the source of this 656-nucleotide messenger RNA. Its product is annotated as pleckstrin homology-like domain family B member 1. The record is from RefSeq and is a predicted model, not a curated record. Gene Ontology annotation, molecular function: protein binding. Gene Ontology annotation, biological process: regulation of microtubule cytoskeleton organization. The transcript has 5 exons. Lineage: Eukaryota; Metazoa; Chordata; Actinopteri; Blenniiformes; Blenniidae. The coding region runs from base 180 to 656 and encodes 158 amino acids. Gene Ontology annotation, cellular component: basal cortex.
CACACAGACAGACACACACACGCACGCAGGAAUGCAGCUCUGGCUGUGGUGGAGCAGGCAGCGACAGGUCUGACCUUCUGAAUGGAGCCUGAGCUUCACACAAAGGGCUCAGAUCAGGACGUUUUAAAUGUAAAGAGUCAGUCAGAAAGUCACGGUGCAGCGCUCAGCCGGACAGGAGCAUGGACGCUCUGCGCUUACUGGACAACCGGAGAGAGGACCUUCAUGUGUCGCAGGACCAGGCAGACAUGGACCACCUCAACAGGAACACACAAGAGUGUGGACGGCAGACUCACCAGGUGCUUCAGAGCACGCCUCUGGACCUGAUCGAGACCGGGAAGGGGCUGAAGUUCCAGGCAGAGCGCCCCCAUCUGGUGAGCCUGGGGAGUGGCCGACUGAGCACUGCGAUCACCCUGCUGCCCCUACCCGAGGGUCGCACCACCCUGGGUCACGGCCCCAUGGACAUCAGCAUCCAGGGUCCCGGCGUGGCGGCGCAGCACUGCUUCAUCGAGAACCGCUCGGGGGUCAUCACCCUGCACCCCUGCGGGAACCUGUGCGCCGUGGACGGGCUCCAGGUCAAACAGCCCACCCGCCUGUCUCAGGGCCUCUCCCACCUCCUGACUCAGGAUUCCUCCUCCUCCUACUCCCUCACAGUCUGA